UGUAGCCAAAAUUUCAUAAUUCCAACAGCAUCCAUACAGUUGCGUCUCUAGUCCUUUGAUUCCGGAGCCUUUCUACCUUACUUUACAUUAUGAGCGAGACGAAUCUAUCCUGUUUUCUCUAUGGUCCCGAAGACGCUCGCUUCGGUGAGAGGCCAAUCCCUCGGAUUGAAGAUCCGAGGGAUGUAAUUGUGAAGAUUGCAUACACAGGUGUUUGUGGUAGCGAUGUUCAUUUCUGGACAGAAGGCGGCUUUGCAAGAAAAGUCUCUGAGGAGCAUCCUCUGGUGAUGGGUCAUGAAGCUUCCGGAAUCAUCUACAAAGCUGGCCCAGCGGUUUCGAACCUCAAGCCUGGUGACCGCGUGGCUAUUGAACCGGGCUUCUCUUGUAAGAGUUGCACAUACUGCAAGUCCGGACGAUACAAUCUCUGCCAGAAGAUGAAGUUCGCUGCGGAUCCCCCGUCGACACACGGAACGCUUUCUCAAUAUUUCAAGAUCCCAGAGGACUUCGCAUAUAGGAUUUCCGACUCUACCAGCCUGGAAGAGGCUGUUCUAGUGGAACCUUUAAGUGUCGCUGUCCAUGGUAUUCGUCUCGCCGAUGUACGGCCUGGCCAUAGAGUCAUAGUCCAAGGAGCGGGGGCUGUGGGCUAUCUGACGGCGGCAACAGCGUGGGCCUAUGGAGCCAAGCAGGUUGUCAUCACCGAUAUCAACGCGAACAAACUUGAGUUUGCACAAAAAGGUCUCAAUUGCCAAACCUUUGAGCCCCAUUUGAGUUCAACUUCAACAACUGAACAGGAAGCUGCUAGGUUGAAACAAGAGACUGGCCUUGUUGAUGGCGCUGACGUUGUGUUGGAAUGCACCGGAGUCGAAUCAUCAGCACAACUUGGUAUCUAUGCUUUGAGACGCGGAGGUGUUUUUGUCCAAAUAGGACUUGGGAAAGCUAUGCAGAAUUUGCCUCUCCAUGCCAUGUGCGAGAGAGAAAUGGUAUUAAAAACCUCGUUUCGAUAUGGUCCUGGGGAUUUUGAAAUUGCACUUGGGCUUCUUGAAUCCGGAAAGGUGUCGGUUUCGUCUCUGAUCAGUAGCAUUACUCCCUUCAAUCAAGCUCCGGAAGCGUGGAAGAAAACUAUGAAUGGCGAGGGUAUCAAGAAUCUGAUUGAAGGGGUUCAGGAUUGAGACGGAUGCUCAGGAACCACUGUCAAGUUCGAUAUCUGGAUACAGCAACUACUUGGAGCCUAUCAUUGCGUGUGCUUUAACUAUAUCCGAGUAGAAGAAAAGAGUACCAGUUUGGGUGUCAGUCAAGUGC
Molecule: messenger RNA, 1296 nt
Organism: Fusarium verticillioides 7600
Lineage: Eukaryota; Fungi; Ascomycota; Sordariomycetes; Hypocreales; Nectriaceae
Exons: 3
Coding region: 90-1166 (358 amino acids)
Biological process (GO): D-sorbitol catabolic process
Molecular function (GO): L-iditol 2-dehydrogenase (NAD+) activity; zinc ion binding
Source: RefSeq, a predicted model, not a curated record